This is a messenger RNA of Elaeis guineensis (African oil palm), 4261 nucleotides long. NCBI's taxonomy places the organism in Eukaryota, Viridiplantae, Streptophyta, Magnoliopsida, Arecales, Arecaceae. The record is from RefSeq and is a predicted model, not a curated record.
AUAAUAUUUCUUCCCAGUUCCACCACCAUCCUUCCCUUUCAAGAAUCCCAAAGCCCUAACCUCUUGUCCCACCUCCCAUGGCUCCGAGGAAGAGGGUAUCCUCCUCCUCCUCCACGAGAAAGCCCAGCCAGAACCACCAAACCUCCCAGCCUUCCAAGUUCGGCAUCCAGCACUUCUUCGAGCGCCACUCCCAGGCCGCCGCCGCCGCCUCCUCCUCUUCUACAGCCAACCCGUCGAUCCCUUCAAACCCUAAACCAGAUUCCAACCCCAACCCUAACCCUAGCCCUCCCCAGAGAUCGCCUCCCCCUGCCGAUCCGCCGCUACCCUUUCCCGCCUCCGCCUCCAAUGGCGAGGAGAGCUCGUCCCAGAUCACCCCGGAGAUUUCCAAAUCGGUCCCUCUCAAGCGCUUCAAGUUCUCCCCUGGAAUGCUAAUCAAGCAGAGCCAGGAUGAGGGGGGAGAUGAGGUUACUUGGAAGAUCUCUCCCGUGAAUGUGCGGCUGCAAUCGCUCACUGCGAAGCAGUUGCCAGGGAUAACGAGGAUCUUCUCCGAAGCCACGAGGCCGAAUGGUUCUACCUUUCACCCCUGCUCUCAAAAGCAGGAUCCUUCUUGUUCGGUUGGAAAGCUUGAAAAGUGGCUUUCAUCUCCAGCCACAAUGGCACUCGACAAGUCUUUGACGAUCUCAAGAAGAGUUUCCAUUCAAGAAUCAGAGGUUUGCAAUAGCUGUGGGAUUAAUGGUGACCUGAAGAAUGACGUCUCGUUGGACUUCCAGAGCCCCUUUCGGACUCCUCCCUCCAUGUCCUAUGGUCCGAACGAGAACGAGUUGAUUGGUGGAGUUGUGUGUACUGGAGCUUCUGACCAGCUGGGUUUGAGGCAGCACCGGAAGGCAUUGCUUGAACUUCUAGAUCAAGUUGAAGAUGCAAUUAUGGAAGAACCAACAACCAACGAUCUGACGCUUCACAAGAACCGAGAUGCAACUUGUGAGAAGAUACAUGUGGACCAUGAUCCUAUUGAAAGUAGUUUCAGAGACACUGCACUGGGAAAGCCUUGCGGUGCUUCACAUGAUGAUACGUUUCUUGUAUUAGAGGUUUCAGAAAAGCACAGGAGUAUGGAUUCAUCAUGUGGUCGAUCUCCUUCAAAGGUUCUUCGCUUGUUGAAUGAACAGACUGGCCAAGAGCGGAUUGUGCAUUUAUGUGAUGAGUGGUUCUAUAGCCUGAUUGGUCCUGGUGAUACUAUAAAUGUCAUUGGAGAAUUUGAUGACCAAGGGAAAUGUGUGGUCAAUCAUAACAAAAAUCUUGUCAUUGUCCAUCCAGACAUACUAGUAUCUGGAACACGGGUGGCCUCAAGUUUUACUUGUCCAAGACGAGCUGUUCUUGAUGAAAGACUAAAGAGUGCAGAGCAUUCUACUUCUGCAUUAAUUGGUACCAUGCUUCAUCAAAUCUUUCAGGCUGGACUUCUUAAGGACUCGCCAUCAAGGCAUUUCUUGGAAGAGUAUGCUGGAACAGUCCUUCAGAAGAACAUCGAAAGUUUAUAUGCAUGUGGAGCUAAUGAGAGAGACACAUACUCAACACUUGUUGAUGCGGUUCCCAAAAUACUCAAUUGGCUCACAUGUUUUAGGGAGGCAAAGGGAUCCAAAAGUGCAUCGGUUGACUUUGGAAGUUCUGAUGGGCCAAAGGGUGUCAGCAUAACUGAGGUUAUAGAUAUUGAGGAGAUGGCAUGGGCUCCAAGAUAUGGACUGAAGGGAAUAAUUGAUGCUUCAGUUCGUGUAAAUAUUAGUUCAAGCAGUGGUAGUUCACAUGAGACAAUUAUGCCUUUGGAAUUUAAGACUGGAAAAGGAACUAGUGGCCAGUCUGCUAUGGAACAUAGUGCCCAGGUCAUACUGUAUACUCUUCUAAUGUCUGAAAGAUACUUGACGAAGGACAUUGAUUCUGGUCUUCUGUAUUACCUUCAUACAGAUCAGACACGGGGUAUUAAAACUCAACAGUCUAACUUGGUUGGGAUAAUUAUGCGCCGAAAUGAGCUUGCAACUGAUAUUUUGAAGGCAUCAACUAUGCAAAAUCUUCCUCCUAUGCUACAGAAUCCAGCAAUAUGCAAAAGUUGUCGUCACCUCAACAUCUGUACACUGUAUCACAAGGCUUAUGGGGGAAGCAUUGAGAGCAGUGGACUUGGUGAUGUAUUUGAUAGCCUUGUUAAUCAUCUAACUGUUGCUCAAAGUGAUUUUCUCAAACAUUGGGAUCGAUUGAUUGACCUGGAAGCUAAAGCAUCUCAGGUCACUAGGACAGAAAUAUUGCGCCAACGUAGUUUUAGGGGAGACAAGAGCACCAACAGCAUUUCUUCCAUUGUUCUUGAUGUUAUGAAAGGAUUCUCAGGAAAUGGGUCUUUUAAAAAUGGCAGAUACAUAUAUCAUUUUGUGCAUCAAAAAUUGCCUUGUGGGAGACAAAGCAGCCAGAAAAUGGAUCCACCUGAACCAGGACCAGGCAACCUGGACUGUAGCCUUAGAUGCGGGGACUAUGUGAUACUUAGCACGGAAUCCGGGCGCAUUGCAGUUGCAAAAGGAGUUAUAUGUGACAUUAGUCAGUUUCAUAUAUCAGUCUCUUUUCCCCGGCGUCUACGGCUUCCAGGGCGUGAUUCUGCAUCAGAGACAGGAAAUCUCAUUCGUGAAGUUUGGCGACUUGACAAGGAUGAAGCUGCUUCAUCGUAUGCAGUCAUGAGAUUCAACCUCAUACAAUUGUUUUCUCAAGACUCACAAAGUUUGCAUCUGAGGAAGAUGAUUGUUGACCUUGAGGCACCUAGGUUUGAAAGUGGAGGAAUAUAUAGUCAAGAUCCAGCACUAUCAUAUGUUCGUCUAGAAAAGCAUUUGAAUGAUGACCAGAGAAGAUCCAUUCACAAAAUACUUACGGCAAAGGAUUAUGCUCUUAUUCUAGGAAUGCCUGGAACAGGCAAAACAUCCACAAUGGUGCAUGCUGUGAAGGCAUUACUGAUGCGAGGAGCUUCCAUUUUACUCACAUCAUAUACAAAUUCAGCCAUUGAUAAUUUGCUUAUUAAAUUAAAAGCUCAGGAAAUAGACUUCAUACGAAUAGGAAGGCAUGAGGCUGUGCAUAACGAUAUUCGUGAUCAUUGCUUUUCUGAAACAGGCUCACGGUCUGUAGAUGACAUUAAGCAAAGGAUGGAACAUGUCCGAGUUGUUGGAGUGACUUGUUUGGGAAUAAAUCAUCCAUUGCUAGCAAAUAAGAGGUUUGACAUCUGCAUAAUGGAUGAGGCUGGGCAAACCACACUGCCUGUAUGUGCAUUUUUUUCAUUGCUGCAGUUCAUAAUGGUAUCAUUAGGACCCUUGAUGCUUGCCUCAAUAUUUGUUCUAGUCGGGGACCAUUACCAGCUUCCUCCACUUGUUCAGAGUACAGAGGCUCGGGAGAAUGGAAUGGGCAUUAGCUUAUUUUGCAGGUUAUCAGAAGCACAUCCUGAGGCAAUUUCAGCCUUGCAGUGCCAGUAUCGCAUGUGUGCUGGUAUAAUGGAACUGUCAAAUGCAUUAAUUUAUGGGGACAGAUUACGCUGUGGUUCAUCUGAGAUAGCAAGUGCCGAGCUCAAGUUUUCUAGCACAGGAACCAUCACAUUGUGGCUAAAGGAGAUUUUGGAUCCAAAGAGAUCUGUUAUCUUUAUCAACACAGAUCAGUUGCCUGCUCUGGAGGCAAAAGAACACAAUACUGUGAACAACCCUAUAGAAGCAUUUAUUAUUUCAGAGAUCACGAGAGAAUUAGUGAAGGUAGGCAUCGUUGGAGAUGAAAUUGGUAUCAUUACCCCUUACAACUCUCAGGUCAAUCUCAUUCGACAAGUUGUUGGUGUUUCUGUUGAGGUUCAGACAAUCGACAAAUACCAGGGAAGGGACAAGGAUUGCAUAUUAUUAUCUUUUGUACGAUCUAGUGAAAACUCGGGAGCCUGCACUUCCUCCUUGCUUGGAGAUUGGCACAGGAUUAACGUUGCCCUCACACGUGCGAAGAAAAAGCUGAUCAUGGUCGGGUCCUGCAAAACCCUCUCAAGAGUUCCGUUGCUGAGGCUACUGAUAGAAAAGGUGAACGAGCAAGGUGGCAUUAGUCAUCUAUCAGGUAAAGAUGUCCACUUGAAAGUGCUGAAGAAAUGCUCCCAAUGAGUGUAUUAUAAUACAUGUAUCUGCAAAAAAAAUGUUUACAUUUUUCCCCAGGCAGAAAUGCGAUUUUGUUAACAUGCAACACUCUUGUAAUUGUAUUAAUCAAUGUGGUUAAUCUGUAA